Coregonus sp. 'balchen' is the source of this 5454-nucleotide messenger RNA. The record is from the annotation of a GenBank genome assembly. NCBI's taxonomy places the organism in Eukaryota, Metazoa, Chordata, Actinopteri, Salmoniformes, Salmonidae.
AUGGAGAUGCAAAAAAUCCCCAGAGAGGAGGAAAGAGUGGUGGAAGUGGACGAGGGUCAGAGAAUGCUGGAAACCUCAGGUAAAGAAAGAGAACAUCUUCAUCACCAAACUUGGGGCUAAUGGGGUAAAUGUGCACCACUUUCCUCAGAAUACAUCAGCAUAUUUUCAUUUCUCUUACUGUAGGUUCAAUCCUUUUAAUAAAACAUCUUAAGCUAUAUGGUAUUUUGUGUUAUGUUCUGAGAAGAUUAAUUUGGUCCUAAGCUUCCACAUAACCUAUAUGUGUGUCUGCCUGUCUGUCAGUCGAGGAAGCUGAAUCUACAGUCUACUCCAAACUGAAUAAUCCAUCGGAGGACAUUUAUGCUGAAGCUUCUCCUGGCCAUCCCUCUGCCAGAGACAGAACAGGCACAGGUGGCUACAGCACUGUUAUUAUAUUAUUAAUCAAAUGUAAUCAAUUAAAUAUAUUUUAUAAAUCCAUUUUUACAUAAGCAGAUGUCACAAAGUGCUUUACAGAUACCUGGCCUAAACCCCAAAGAUUAUUAUUAUUAUAAGAUUAUUACAUUAUUAUUAUAUAUGUCUGAACUAAUCCUAAAUAAACGGAGGUCUAAAAAUGUCCUAUUAAAGUAAUAAACAUUAUUUAUACUUUUAAUACGCAAGAGAGGAAGAAUAGAGGAAAAAGAGGAAUAGAGAGACUGAAAGAGUGUGUGUGAGAGAGAGAAACAUAGCGGUCAGCGCUACAGUGUAAGUAUAGUUUUCCCAGUUCUGAAUUUUGAUUACGGACACAUUUCCUUGGUCUAGCCUACUAUUAAUGUUGUGUGUGGUGUGCAGCUUGCAGUUUGCAUCUGCAUAUCUGGACUGUUGAGUAGGUCAUUAAUUGCCAAUUCUUGUAAGGCACAUUAUAGGUGAGGUGAGGUUGUUAUUACAAAAACAGAAUGUAAAUGUUCCAAAAUGUCCAUAUAACAAGAUUUUUAUAUUUCUGACAUGGAAACAUGAAAUAAUGGGGUAAAUCUGCACACUUUCCUCGGAAUACAUCAGCAUAUUUUCAUUUCUCUUACUGUAGGUUCCAUCCUUUAAGAAAACGUCUUAAGCUAUAUGCUAUUUUUUGUUGUGUUCUGAGAAGAUUAAUUUUGUCCUAAGCUUCCACCUAACCUAUAUGUGUGUCUGCCUGUCUGUCAGUCAAGGAAGCUGAAUCUACAGUCUACUCCAAACUGAAUAAUCCAUUGGAGGACAUUUUUGCUGAAGCUUCUCCUGGCCAGCCCUCUGCCAGAGACAGAACAGGUGAGGUUGUUAUAACAAAAACAGAAUGUAAAUGUUCCAAAAUGUCCAUAUAACGGGAUUUCUAUAUUUCUGACAUGGAAACAUGAAAUAAUGGGGUGAAAAUGUCUAGUUUUAGGGGAGAAUAUUAUCUAGCUUGUAACAUAAUGAAAGUCAUCUGACGGGAAUGGACCUGUUUGUCUGUCUCACAAUCAAGGUUGAGACAUGACAAUAACAGACCUCCAAGCAGAAGCCCAAUCUGUUGUUGAAAAACACAGCAGGGCUGAAUGGACAUUUCUCCAAGGACUAGAUAUCUCUCCAGACAGUUAUUCAGAACUCUGUCUCUAUCACACACGCAGAGAUAGAGAGACAGAGAGUAGCAGCAGCAGCCAAAGGAUUUUGGGACAGACUGAGUAUUGUGUUACAGGAAUUAAUUAUAAAUCUAAAAAGGGCACGUUGCUAUAGAGACGGAGAGGGAGGUUUUUAAAAACCACUGCGCAUUCAGCCUUCAGAGUACUUUACAGUCGCAGAGUGUGGGUCAGGAACAGCAGCAAUGUAUAUCAAAUUUUGCCGAAUUGUAGGAAGUGGAGGAAAUGCCAAAUUACCAGAUGAGGCAAACGCAAAGUUAUCGGUUGAAGUGAAGGAACAGCAAGAGAAAGGUAGGCAGAAUUUCCAUUGUUGCUCGUAGUGAUUGCUAUAUAACAAAGGGCCGUCCACACCAAGAACGAUACCUAUAACGAACUUUAACAUCAAACAAUUAAAAUAGUUAUAAUUCUAGUGAACAGGAGCAUUCACACUACAACGAUAACUACAAAAAUAGUGGAGAACGAUAACGACAUCCAUCUAUCGUUUGGAUCACUUUCAGAGCGACGAUAAAACAUUGACAACCAAUCAAAAAUACGUUAUAUUGGAGGGUUCUUGGUUCUAGCUGGUUUAGGCUGCUCAGAGGAGAGAAGAGCGCACAAUAAAUGUGCCUGAUAUAGGAGGAUUUGGGAGAAUGAUGAUCAAAGACAAACAGCGCAUAUCAGUAUAAGAAGGCCAUAUUUUCCGACAGGUUAAAAGCUCUUAAGCUGACAGUCCCCGAAAUCGGGCACUAGAAUUACUUAAAAAAUAUGUAUAUGUUAACAUGACGUAAUUUAUUGACAGCCAUCCAGACCUUCCUAGGACCAUGUCAACGUCCUCUGUCGAAUAAACGUGUAUUUGCCUCCCUCUGGUGGUCGGCUGCAUCAUUACAUCAAUUUAUAUCACUUCACUGCAACGUUAGGUCAAAGGGGCGGUCCUUAGAAAAACAUUUAUCCAGCGUGACUGCUUCAUGGCACAGACAUGGCAAAGCAAUCGCUGAAUUUGUCUCGAGCCGGCGGAACUAAAUACAUAACAUUCAUAGCUCUACGAUAAAGAAUGUGACGUACACACUUCCUUCAACCUAAAAUAAGUAAAGAAGUAAUUUUGUGUGGAAGUCAAACAUUUUACGUCGGAGGCAGACACAUUGCAUAUGCGCAGAAUGACAAAAUCGAGCCCUUUACAUAGCCCUUGUCCCCUUGUCUGUAGGAGGGACGCACACGGUUUAAAUGGCCCAAAUGUUGAUUUAGACGUUCACAAAUCUAACAGAUUUGGACUAUCACUCAUGUCAUUUUGGGUAGAUGUUCCUUUAACAUUAUAACUAUAUAUGGACAUAUUAUAAAGUAUGAAAAGGCUUAUUCAUUCACAAUUUAAAAAAAUCAUAUUAUCAUAUUUGUAUAUGUUUUAUUAUACUUGUAUUGUGUACUAGAUCAUAUGGGUUGAAAAGUGUUUUUUUCUCAGACAUAAAUAAACAAUUCCAGGUGAAAGCCAAAGGUCAUAGCUUUCUAGGGGGGGGGGGGGGGGGGGGGGGCACUACUACAUUGAUAAAAUAUUGCCCUCUUGCUAGAUUGAUGACUAAAACCAUAGCAAAACAGUGCAAAACGGCUGUCAGCUCAGAAGGAGUUUUAAGCCUUGAUACAACUGAGACAUGGAUUGUAUGUGUGCCAUUCAGAGGGUGAAUGGGCAAGACAAAAUAUUGAAGUGCCUUUGAACGGGGGAUGGUGGUAGGUGCCAGGCGCCCCAGUUUGAGUGUGUCUACAACUGAAACGCUGCUGGGUUUUUCAUGCUCAACUCUUUCCUGUGUGUAUCAAGAAUGGUCCAGCGCCCAAAGGACAUCCAGCGAACUUGACACAACUGUGGGAAGCGUUGUUAUCGUUAUGGCCCUUAAGACUAUUCUUUCCUUGUCUAGACCUGCAGGUCCUGGGGAACGUGGGUCUGUACCGCGCAGUGUGCUUACUACUGUCCAUCAUCUGUCUGGUUCUACUGCUCGUCAUCAUCAUCCUCUGUGUCAAAUGUGAGUAUCAUAGACAUUCUAUUCUAGAAUAGUAAUUUAGAAACAGAAUAUCCAGCAUGUUGGGUUAGAUAGCCUUCUAAGCAAGAAAUAACUAAACAAAUGUGUAAUAUGACACCAUUCUCUUAUACUUGCUUUCUUUCAUUCUUCAUUAUUCUCUAGUUCCAUCCCAGCCUCUGGUCUGUCAUGGGACUGAAAAAGGGAUUGAGGCUAAAGAGGAGGGGAGUGUGAAUGAAAAAGGGAUUGAGGCUAAAGAGGAGCGGUUCCAGUCCACUGAGGUGUGCAGCCUGCAGACAUGCCAAGCACAAUACUUCCAGCAACAGAGCCAGGGUGAGUCCACUACUGUAGUGUGUUAGUCUAAUGUAGCCUAUUAAACUAUAUCUCUCUAAAUAUUGUCAAUGUAUCAAUCUAAUGCUUUGAGAUGUAUUGUACCACUACAAUGUUUUCUCUUAGACUUUAUACCAUGCUAAUAACUCAUUAUUUAACCUACAUUUAUUAACUGAACUACAUGUUGUACUUUAAGAGUAAUUUCCCUCCUUUCCUCCAGUCCCUGGCUGCCAUACGUGUGGUAAAGGCUGGCUGCACUUUGAGAGCUCCUGCUACUUCCUCUCCAGAGACAGAUUGAACUGGGACGAGAGCAGGGACGAGUGUAAGAAGAGAGGGGCAGAUCUGGCCGUCAUAACAAACAAAACAGUGCAGGUGGGUCUACUACAACUGUCACUCUUUUCUACCGCUUGUUUCUCUUUGUAUAACAGUGACCAUACAAUGAUGAUAGGAAAGCAACAGUGAUUGAUUGACAAUCAUACAUAACUGUAAGAUUGACUAAGGAUACUAAUAGUCCAAUAAAAACUGUGUAAAAACAAAUCAUUGUCCCAGACCUUUCUGACGGAGAAGGGGAACCUGAUGUACUGGAUUGGUCUGAGACAGAGAACCAGGAACUGGGUUUGGGUCAACAACACUGCACUGACACAGAGGUGAGACAACCGAUGAUGAAAGCAAAUGUAAUGUUUUAGUAUGGACAGUACUGAGCUGUUCCCUUUCCUCUCAUUGGUAGUUACUGGUCAGGAUCCAACAGACAAGGGGAUUGUGGGUUACUGACAGGAAGGGAUCCUCCUGAGAGAAGCUGGAGCUCGUCAUCAUGUGACCAGUACAGCUUCUACAUCUGCCAGAGGGGGCGCUAAAGGACAGACUACACCAUCUGCCAGCAGUCACCAACCCUGGUCCUGGAGCGCUAUAUGAUGUACAGGCUUUUGUUCCAGCCCACCAGUAAGACACAUGAUUUACCUAGUCAAUGAAUCACCUUGAUUAGCUGAAUCAUUUAAGUGUUGUACACCAUGUAGCUCAGCAGGGUUGGUGGCUACUGCCAUAUGCCAACUAAGAAACUGGCAAUACGGCUUCUCUUUAGACUUCCAUCUAUCAUUCACUCCUAUUCCAUAGCCUUUUAUACCAUGAUUACACAUCUCUAUCAAUAGCCUUUUACACCUUGAUUAUACACUUUAUGACAUACAUCUAUGUUAUAAUUAAUUAAUUAGACAUCCAGGUAUGACCAAUGAUGGUAAAUGUAAUCACAUUACAGUUAGUUAUGCCGUAAGAAGAAGAAUCAAGUCAGCCUGGCAGUUUCAGUUAGAAUUUGCACUAAUGUUAAAGAUUAACACUAUAUAUUGCACUUAUUUGCUUGUUUUGGUGAGAUGUUUCUAUAUGUUUUUUUUAUGACUUUGAAUGUAAUAAUGAUCUACAUUAUUAUGUGCAUUAACCAAUCAUUAGGUUUUAUGUUCUGAUUUACAAUCCUGAAAGGAAAAAACGUUUUAUAUAAUUUGUCCCUGUAAUAAAGAAUCAGUUAAUAUACUGUCUAG